GUGGUACGGAAGCCAGCCCACUGCUUCUUGGACGAGGUUGGUGUGGAGUACGACGAGCAAGAGGACUACGUUGUAAUUAAGCACGCGGCUCUGUUCACCUCAACGAUCAUGAGCAAGCUGCUGGCACGGCCCAAUGUCAAGCUGUUCAACGCCGUGGCGGCAGAGGAUUUGAUCGUCAAGGGCGGCAGAGUUGGCGGUGUCGUCACCAACUGGGCUUUAGUGUCAAUGAACCAUGACACACAGUCCUGCAUGGAUCCUAAUGUCAUGGAGGCAAAGGUGGUGGUCAGCUCUUGUGGCCACGACGGGCCCUUCGGAGCCACCGGAGUGAAGCGACUUAAGAGCAUUGGCAUGAUCGAUUCCGUCCCGGGAAUGAAGGCACUGGACAUGAACACGGCGGAGGAUGCCAUUGUUAGGCUCACCCGAGAGGUAGUGCCUGGCAUGAUCGUAACGGGUAUGGAGGUGGCGGAGAUCGACGGAGCUCCAAGAAUGGUAAAGAACUAAAU
Molecule: messenger RNA, 503 nt
Organism: Cucurbita pepo subsp. pepo (vegetable marrow)
Lineage: Eukaryota; Viridiplantae; Streptophyta; Magnoliopsida; Cucurbitales; Cucurbitaceae
Source: RefSeq, a predicted model, not a curated record